Siniperca chuatsi (mandarin fish) is the source of this 1022-nucleotide messenger RNA. It is a transcript of the gene npb, whose product is annotated as neuropeptide B. The record is from RefSeq and is a predicted model, not a curated record. NCBI's taxonomy places the organism in Eukaryota, Metazoa, Chordata, Actinopteri, Centrarchiformes, Sinipercidae. Gene Ontology annotation, molecular function: G protein-coupled receptor binding. The coding region runs from base 207 to 599 and encodes 130 amino acids. The transcript has 2 exons. Gene Ontology annotation, biological process: G protein-coupled receptor signaling pathway; feeding behavior.
CACACACACACCGGAUCAUCAUCCGCCCACCUCAAUUUUGAUUUGAUGAACGUCCUGGGUCACUGGUUAACGUCGCCCAGUCAGCCUAUAUAAGCAGCAGAAAGUUUUCCAAACACCCAGCAAAACAUAAAGUCGGCCUCUGACAAAGAAGAGACAAGAAAAGCGCCGUUUUCCUCUGCGUAAAAAGUGCCAAGACGGUUCCAGACAUGGAGAGGUCAGUUAGGUUUGCCGUGGUGUGCGUCGCAGUGUCUCUGCUCAUCUCCUGCCAUCCAGCCGAAGCCUGGUACAAGCAGUCGACCGGGCCCAGUUACUACUCGGUGGGUCGUGCCUCCGGUUUGCUGUCCGGUAUCAGGAGGUCACCGUACGUCCGCAGGUCCGAGUCAGAAGAGACGCAGGUGGACAGCGUGGAGACAGCAGGUAACAACGUGAUUCCAGAGACUAACAAGCAGAUCUCCAUCCUCAAAAGCAUGGCCAUCUGCUUAAAGGACAUCUCUCCAAACCUGAAGAGCUGCGAGCUGCUGCGGGACGGGAUGGGCACCUUCCAGUGCAAGGCGGACGUCUUCCUCACCCUGGACUCCCUGGACUGCCUGUCCGCGUGAGUUCCGAGACAGUCCUGGUCUACCGAGCCCCGGGAGCGCGUCUCUGGAAACGAAAAAUUAAGGAAAGGGAUGAGGGAUGGUGGAGGGGGUGAGGUGGCGCAGAGGACAACCCGAUCAUUGUCGAUGAUGGACCGCUGCAGACUCUGAAUGUUCUCUUAUUUAAAAAACACACAAACAUUGUUCAGUUUUGCUUUGGUUGCGUAGACAGGAAUAUAAAAAAAAAACAAAGAAAAAAAAUCAGUGCGAGAGAUGUUAGUUGAAACCAUCUUCUUUCCAGAUGACCUCCCAUCUUUACUGUUUAACCCCUGACAUGUACCCGCCAUUGACAAAAUGUAUUAAAUGUCCAGAAAGUUGACUGCAGAGCAGAUUUCCUGGAAAGUACUUUUAUUUAUUUUAUCUAUUAAAAAGAACAAACACUGGUAA